AUGCCUCAGGUUAUAGAUCUGACCAGCGGAGAGCCUGUCGACGCAUAUCAGACUGGCGAAAUUGUGGUUCAGAGCCGAAGUGCCAUGAAAAGCUACUUUGGGCGUCCAGAAGCUACCGCCGAAGCUUUGAGCAGUGAUGGCUGGUGGCGUACAGGAGAUUUAGGCUACUACGACCUUAAAGGACAAAUUCAUAUUGUCGACAGAUUGAAACAAAUGAUAAAAUGCAUGGGAAACGUGGUCACCCCCGCUGAGCUGGAAAAUAUUUUGAUGAGUCACGAGGAUGUGGCAGAAGCUGUAGUUGUAGGUGUUUCAAGUUUCAAGUACGGCGAGGCGCCAGCAGCUUGCGUGGUUGUCGAAGACGGCUGCGAGAGAAACCUCGAAAGCCUGGCAGAAGAAUUAAAGGCGCUCAUUGCAGGUCAAGCAGCGGCGUUCAAGCAACUGUACGGCGGAGUUUUUUUUAUGAAAUGUCUUCCCAAGUGCAUUAACGGAAAGAUCAUGAGGCAAGACAUUAAGAAGAAGAUAUCUAAUAUCAAGAAAGAGAUGCAAAACUAG
Molecule: messenger RNA, 552 nt
Organism: Ixodes scapularis (black-legged tick)
Lineage: Eukaryota; Metazoa; Arthropoda; Arachnida; Ixodida; Ixodidae
Product: 4-coumarate--CoA ligase 1
Exons: 3
Coding region: 1-552 (183 amino acids)
Molecular function (GO): CoA-ligase activity
Source: RefSeq, a predicted model, not a curated record